This is a messenger RNA of Ceraceosorus guamensis, 2650 nucleotides long. RefSeq lists its product as hypothetical. NCBI's taxonomy places the organism in Eukaryota, Fungi, Basidiomycota, Exobasidiomycetes, Ceraceosorales, Ceraceosoraceae. The record is from RefSeq and is a predicted model, not a curated record. The transcript has 4 exons. Bases 133 to 2547 code for a protein of 804 amino acids.
AGCAGCCACCUUUGUAUCUCACGGCCAAAGAGCCACGUCCAAGCUCCUCACCUCGACAAAUUUUGGCGAUCUUGUUCGCUUUACGCAGACCGAUGUCCUGGUCGCAAUCGCAGAGGACGUCGCCGCACUGCCAUGUCAAGCCCAUCCACGUCGCCGGCGGGAGCUGGUCGGCCUCCACCGACGCCUUCUUCGUCGUCCGUGCCGCCCCUUGUCAGCGAGCCGGAUGCGACCUACCGAUCACUCCUAUCUCUGCUGCUGGCGGGAUCUGCUUCCAGUCGACAUUUGCUUCUACUACCCGAGCCGACGUUGACUGCCAGCAUAGCGCACUACCUUUCGUCUCUGCCUUCUGAUGCCUUGCCUGGUUUCGUGCGAGCACUUUGCGAAAGUGCCUGCCUUUGGGCAUGCCGCAACACGAAUGGCGACGGUGACAUUGCGCAAGAUGCCACCACUCAGGUGCAAGGACCCCAGCUCCCAACGUUGGAUGAGCGCUCGAUGCUCGUGUACAAUGCAGCAGUGCAGGCGGUGCUCCGAAGACACUCCGCCCUUCUGCAUUCCAGAGCAGGGUCUCUCAGCUACGGAACCGAGCGACAAUUGUCAAGCUGGGUCAGGAAGGUCAUGCAAGCGCUUUCAAUCCCGCUUGAUCUCGCGAACACAUCUUCCAAUCUUCCGAAGAUAUCUCAGCCUGAAGUGGAGGGUGAGGCCGAUCCGGCCAGCAAGAUUUCGGCGCUCAGCUUGCCUGCGAUUUCUAUAGCUUCUGGCCUGCUCACUGCGUUAUACAGCAUUCGGCAGCAGCUCAAAGAACGUAAGACGGGACUCAAUCCCAAGGGGUCGAUGCGUGAAGCUGCAAAGUACUGGGGUCCACUACUGGAUGCUGCUCUCCAGAAGUACUCUGGCCAAUUGCACCAACGAAAGGGGACAAUCGGCUUAGGCGCAGACUCAAGCGCGUGGGAGAAGGAAUUCGAAAGGCAUGCUGCUGGCCAAGCCGAGGUCGCGGACAGCGCGAUCGCUCUGCCUCCACCAGCCUCACCAUCUCGCAGCAGCCCGCUUGAUGUAGAAGCUCAAGCUGUCUGCUGCGUGUUGUCCGCCCUGGGCCCCAAUUUGUCCGAGACAGCGAUUGAGCUCAGAGACAGCGUCGCACUCAUCAAUCUCUGCACACCGUUCGUCCGAAGCGUUUUUGACGCCCAGCUACUCACCUCGGUCAAGAAUGACGUGGUGUCUGGCCCGGAUGGACUCGAAAUCAAAGCAGAUUCGGAGCUUGCGCGUCGAAUCAAGGGCUCAGCGACAUCGCACAAUCUACCUCGCCUGGGUCCAAUCACACGAAUCGCGGGACUAGCGCUGGGCGAAGCAGCGCGCAGUCAGACACCAGAGGUCCUGGAGGAGGCAGUCCAUCAACUCGAAGAAGGCCUUUACGAAUUGUCGCGUCGAUGGGAAGCUGGCUUCGUAUCCGCCGAUCUGAGCACGGUGGCGCCUGCGAGCGAAGGUCUUACGACGCAACUUUGGACGCUUUUCAAGUCUCUCUUGUUUGGGAGCGUCAUGCUGUACGAUGGCCUGCUUGAUGGGCUGCUGGAGGCCAUCCCAUCCCAGCCCCUCGUCGUAAUCUUGUCUCCCGAAAGCCCAGGCUACGUGGAAGGUCUGACUAGCUCGAAUAUUCCCCCAAUCUAUCUGGCUCUCUGCCACUCGGCCCUUCAAACCCUAUCGAACCUGAGCUUUGUCUCACAUCCAAUGGGCGACUCUUUUGAGGCCCUGCGCAGAACAACGUACGCUGCGCUUGACAUUCUGGCUCGAGAUGCACGAGCUGCUGUAAGCCUUAUCACCGACCUGAGAAGAUCCCUAGCGGGAGGCGAGAUCGAGUCAAGCCACAAGUCGUGGAGGAGAGAAAAGGUCACGUUCUUUCUAGACGCGUGUGAGCAGCUCGUUCCAUCAGUCCCCGAUGCGGUGCACCGAGUGGUGCUGGACGUGGCCAAGUACUAUCUGGAGGACAACACGUGGCCUGACACGUUCGAGUCGGCGCACUCGGUCGUUCUAGCGCUUCUGUCAGCGCACGCACCAUGCUCAUCUUCACUCGCGCCAUAUUAUUCUUCAUCUUUACUAAAGCUCUUUCCGGGAAAGAUCAACGCCGAGCAAUUAGAGCAUGCGUAUUGCACACUGGUAGAUUCAGCUUCCUCCAUGGACGACGCCUUGGCUCUUUGGUGCGCGGAACAAUUGCGAGACGAGAUAGAAUCAGAGCGAAGCGUAUCACUAGCCGCUUCGCCGCAGUCUGCCGAGCCCAGUCUCGAAUCUGACCCAAGAUCAGGGUCUCAAAUACCUGCAACAAGGCUGGAGACGCUGCAAGCUGUUCAUGUCGCUCUUCUUCCCUCGCUGCAUCUCGUGCUGCUUCAGACACAUCUCAGCUAUGUCAAGCGACACUUGCUCUCGCUCCCUGCAGAUUCUACGCAGCGAGAAGCUCUGGCGGAGAAGACGUUCGACGCUCUCGCUGGACUUGACGCUGCUACGCGGGAGGAAGGACUUGCUUGGUGGGCACGCGAGAGGGAAGCGUUUGGAGUCUGAGGAAUUGCAUCGCCUUCCACCCAGAACAAAGAUGUGUGCUGUCCUCCCAUGCCCUUUCGAGCCUGAUGUCUUUUAUUGAGUUUGACCCCGCAUAUAUUCCUGC